UUUUACCUGGCGCUUUUGCCGAGGGCAACGGUCCCCUCUGGCAGGAGUGUUCCACCGUGAGCGGCGGCAGCCUCCGCGGAAGGACUUCGCGGGAGGAGAAUGGCUUCGAUAAGAAAACCUAGCCGUCCUGUGUGUGACAUCUUUGGCGACCUCAGUGAUAUUUCCUUAGAAGAUUCAAAGAUGGGGGCCAUGUGGAACUCUGAUAUCAGUAGAAGUCUUACCAAAAUAGCACCUGGUCCCAGCAGAUUUUUAAAAAGAAACCAGACUCUGGGUGGAAAACACUUCCUGCCGAAAGAGAACGCUGUCCUGGGGAGCAAGCCCUGGCACUCUUCAAGUAGACCAUCAACCACUGCCUCCAAGGUCAGGGCCAACGCAGCGCUCACGAAGCUGGCACAGAUAGAGACCAAGAUCAGGAACCAGAAGGUGCGGGUGGAUCUGUCGGAUGCGGAAUCUGAGGACUGGCUCCCUAGCAGAGCAGAGGAAACUCCCCCCAGGAGGACGGCUGACCUUGCUUCACAGAACACAGGACAACUGUCCCAGGAACAGGCCCUUGAAAUUCCUGUCCCUGAGACAGACAUGCCGACUGGGAAGGUCAGUAGGUUUCUAAAGAAGAGAGAAGCACGGGUGGAAAAGAUACCCGUGGAAGCGCAGGUUGGGAAGGAGAGGGAUGCUCAAAGACCCAAAGAGAAACAACCUCCUAGAACACUGGAUUCUCCAGACAGUGAUGAAGAGGAAAUGAAAGAGUUGCUGGGGAGCUUGAUAGAAUCUUCCAGGGAGAAAGAAACACCCACCAAUCAGGGUUUCACCAAAGCCAGUGAGAAAGAACAAACAAAACUCGUCUCGGGUCAAAUCCCAACUCCACCAAGAGCCCUUUCACGGCCCAGUAAGGAUCUGCCCAGCUCAAAGCCAUUCCCCACUUCGUGGCUGUCAGCUUCACGGUCAGCGGACGGGGCCCCCCGCGGUGCCGGCUUGAGAACUCGCUCCCCACAGACGCACACGUCUGCCUCCCGCACGCUGUCGCUUUCCUCCCCUGGUGCCUUGGUGAAAUCAGCGCCCUCGACCGCAGGGGCUGACGAGCGCUCAUCCUCCCUGAGAAGGAGCGAGCCUGGGCCUCAGGAGGAGCCUCCCUCAGAAGCCACCGAAGACAGUCUGAACGAUUUUAGAAUAAACAUUUUAUCCCUGGAUGAUCUGGCUCCAGCUGUCAGUGAGAAAUCAGACUUGGAAUGGGAAAAAGAAGGUCAGGGGGGCAAGGCAUCCAGUAGAAGGCCCUGGGCAGGGGAUCCCCCCUCUGAGAGCGAGAUCUCUGAGCACCUGAAUGAGCCAUCAGCCUCGUCCCCUGGGCCCCAGGGCAUUUGUUGCCUGGGGCCGACGUCUCCGGAACCUACGGCCAGCGCGGUGAGCUCGACUUACUCAGAAGAUUUUGAAAAAUCCCCCAGUCCCACAGCAUCUGAGUCAACGGCCCGUUCAGAGGAGUCUCCCGACAGGACGCUGGCCAGUCGGUCUGAAUUUUCUGCAAGUCUGAAGUCAGACCUCCCUCCCUCAAGUCCCAAGUCACGGAAGAAGCGGGCCAGGGGUGGACACCCAAGAGUCGUGGUGAAGGAGACGGCUGUGCAGACGCCCGAUCCCGCCUUCACCUACCAGUGGGCUAACGCGGCCGGCGUGGCGGCCAUCGGACCAGCCCUGGGAGGUGCCUACGUGGACCCGGCACCCAUCGCCAGCCAUGUCAUCAGCGCAGACGCCAUAGAAGCCCUGACUGCAUACAGCCCGGCCGUGUUCGCGCUCCACGAUGUGCUGAAGCAGCAGCUGAGCCUGACGCAGCAGUUCAUCGAGGCCAGCCGGCACCUGCACGCGUCCCUGCUGCGCUCCCUGGAUGGAGACUCAUUCCACUACCACACUCUGGAGGAAACCAAAGAGUACAUCAGACAACACAGGCCCGCCCUGCUGACCAUGGAGGAGGCCCUGGAGGAGGUGAAGGAGGAGCUAUGCGUGCCAGGAGCGAUGGGCUCGAAUCCCUGAGGAGCUGGUCCCGUGCGCUGGCCCUGACGCUCACCCGAGAUCCCAGGGGGCAUUCGGUGGUUGGGGUGCUCCAGUCAUCUCCAGCUGAGUAGCCUGUCUUGUCGGCAUGCCUGUCGUUGGAGAGGACACCACAGGCCAGUGACGUGGAGCCAGGUGGAGCCUGUCAGCACGUGCACAGGACAGGGAUGCCAGCGUGCCAGGUGAUGCCACGUGGAGUGGCUCCACUGGGGCAGGUGCUGGCUUCUCAGGCUCAGUACACGGUGGGGGUGAGGAGCUCCCUCCAUGAGGGAGCAGGGCCACGCGUCCACGCUGGGGACCCCCAUGAGACACCCAGGCAGAGCUCCAACCCAACUCCACGAUUCAGACACAGUCUGCACUCAGGACGCACCUCCGCCCACCUCAGCAUGAGCACGCUUCUGAUUUAAACGCAAAGAAAAAGGUCUUUAAAAAAAGGUCUUUAUUUGAAGGCAAAACAGUAAAAUCCACAAGAAAUUGUUAACAACACGUUUACAUUUUAUCCUGAAUCAGACACGUUUGAACAAUUCACAGCUACAGGAAAUCUAGAACAAAAAUCAAACAGUUUAUCCUAUCAGGUUGAAAAGUUGGAGAGGAUUUUGCAUCUUAUUGAAAAGAAUUUUCCAAAAAUGUUUCUGUACAAAUUAACGGCACUGCACCAAGCUGCCCGGGGACGCCGAGGAGGGUGGAUCCCAGGCGGCUCCUGGCAGAGGCGGCUCCUUCUGGCCUCCCGCCCUUUGGGGGCGGGCGGGGACCCGCAAAACAAGUGACAGAGCAGGAGGCAGGGCCAGGGGUUGCGCCCCGCACUGUGGAUGAGAAUGGGCUGUCUCACACGAGUGCUGGUGUGGGGUUCCUCUCAGUGAAAAAAGCAAGUAGAGACGCUAAGGGUACAAGUUCUCCAAGGGUGUCAUCAUUCCGUGACCUGAAGAUGCCUCAGGUGAGUUUCCUCAGAACUUUUUGUUUCUGCAGGUAACAGCAAAUGGCUAAUGUUC
Messenger RNA from Capra hircus (goat), 3023 nucleotides. It is a transcript of the gene C7H19orf44, whose product is annotated as chromosome 7 C19orf44 homolog. The transcript is spliced from 8 exons. Lineage: Eukaryota; Metazoa; Chordata; Mammalia; Artiodactyla; Bovidae. The record is from RefSeq and is a predicted model, not a curated record. The coding region runs from base 100 to 2016 and encodes 638 amino acids.